ACACUUGUCCCUCGGAUACACGAUCGAACGAACGAGGAACUGACAGCUGAAGUUGGAAUCAAAACUUGUUCUGUUCCGGGCUCAGUUGAGAAGACGCAAUGAUAUUCAAUAUCUACAUCUUCGACAACCAUGGAACGUUCCUCUUCUAUUCAGAGUACAAACGACUAAAGAAAGCGGACAUGUCCUAUUCCGAGGAAGGAAAGCUCAUGUACGGCUUACUGUACUCGCUGAAAUCUAUGUGCCAGAAGUUGUCACUGACAGACUCUUCCGGGACCUUCAAUUGCUAUAGGACGAACAAAUACAAAUUGAACUAUUUCGAAACGCCCUCCGGUCUUUGGUUCGUGAUCAACACAGAUGUCAAUGCGAUAGGAAUGAGAGAACUCAUCCAACAGUUGUAUCAGCAGGUAUACGUCGAAUACGUCGUGAAGAAUCCCGAGUGUGAACGGGGCAAGCCUGUCGAGAGUGCGUUAUUCAAACAAGAGGUGGACGAGUUCUUGCGUCGGGCGCCACAGUUCCGAUGAGAAUAUUUUAUAGGAACUAUAUUGUACAGAUACUCAUCGAUGCCCGAGAUAUGCAUAGUCAAGAUAUGAACAGUUUCUUCGUGCAAUCCAAAACUGUCGGUUGAAUCUAUCUCCAGUCGGCUAUCCAGUCAUAGCUGAAGUCUGCGCCGAAUCGAUGAGGAUACAUAAGAGCGCAUAGGUGAUACGUUUUCUUUAUACCCCAACGACGAAUUCUUUUCAAUGCUCGGCUGUCUCAGGAGAGUAUUGAUGCACUGCUCGAGAUGGUCGUUAGAGAGCGCUUGACUAAUUCGAGUUCGCGAGCGACUUGGAGCGUGGGUACAAAGAGGAGCGAUACCUUCUCCUGGGCGCGGCUGUCGUCCGAAUGCAGAGGCGCACAAGAGCGCGGCUCCAAUCGGAGUGCCUGUCAGAGCUCUUCGGUACUUCUCGAUGUUCGUACCACACUGUGAGCAUAUCGAGCU
Messenger RNA from Galendromus occidentalis (western predatory mite), 979 nucleotides. RefSeq names its product blocked early in transport 5 (gene Bet5). Gene Ontology annotation, cellular component: TRAPP complex. NCBI's taxonomy places the organism in Eukaryota, Metazoa, Arthropoda, Arachnida, Mesostigmata, Phytoseiidae. The transcript is spliced from 3 exons. The record is from RefSeq and is a predicted model, not a curated record. Gene Ontology annotation, biological process: endoplasmic reticulum to Golgi vesicle-mediated transport. The coding region runs from base 99 to 521 and encodes 140 amino acids.